This is a messenger RNA of Mycotypha africana, 1130 nucleotides long. RefSeq lists its product as uncharacterized. NCBI's taxonomy places the organism in Eukaryota, Fungi, Mucoromycota, Mucoromycetes, Mucorales, Mycotyphaceae. Gene Ontology annotation, cellular component: mitochondrion. The transcript has 4 exons. Gene Ontology annotation, molecular function: protein-containing complex binding. The record is from RefSeq and is a predicted model, not a curated record. The coding region runs from base 376 to 951 and encodes 191 amino acids.
UCUUUUACGAUACUCAUUCAAAACGCAAUGUCACAAAUAGCGUCAAGAAAACUGUUGGUUGUUGGUGGUACUGGAUUUCUUGGGUUGAACAUAUGCAAACUUGCAGCAAAUAAAAACUGGGAAACCAUCAGUCUGAGGUACACGUGUAGAUGGGGCAGAAAUAAAGAGACAGUCAGCUAUAAAAAUACGGUUGUUUGACACUACCACUUCCAAAUUUACACUAGUCGGAAGGGAGAACCUGAACAGUUUAAACAAUUCGAAAAGCCCGAAUGGGCUUCAAAAGUACAAUGGAUACCGGGGGACUCUCUUGCACCAGAGACAUACAGAGACGUAUUAAGUGGCGUGACAGAUGUUGUUCACUCAGUCGGUAUUUUGAUGGAAUCUGAUUAUAAGAAAUUAGCACAGGCACAAUCAAUAUGUGACGCAGCUAGUCAGCUUCCAAAAUUUAUCUUGGGCAUGAAAGAUGGAGGCAAUCCUCUCGAUCCAGCCCUUGAGACGAAUCCGAAGCCUACAUAUGAAAUGAUGAACAGAGAUACAGUCAUCACUGUUGCUGACCAGGUGGCAAAACUACCAUCUAUAAAGUCCUUUACAUAUAUUUCUGCAUCUGACGUGUUUCCUUUCAUUAACCCGCGUUACAUCACGACGAAAAGGGAAGCUGAGACUCAUUUGUUCAGACACUAUAAAUUCAAAACAGUGGUUUUGAGGCCAGGCGUGAUGUAUAACUAUCAGCGGCCUUCAGUUAUGCCGAUAGUGAAUCUACUUCAAUUGACAAAUGCAAUCACGAACCCCUUUAAGGAUAGUAUCGCAAGUUUACCAGGUGGGAAGAUGUUAACGACACCACCACUAAGAACAGAUGAAGUAGCUAGAGCAGUCAUUCAGAGUAUUGAGAACGGUGAACAUGGUAUAUUCGACGUUGAAGGGAUAGGAAAAUUGAGCCGUAUGGCACGGUAAUCUAAAACUUAUCAAUAAAAAAAGAAGGGCUGUGAUGCCGCCGCACACAAUGGUGAAUAAGCUUGAGCAAGGUACGAGUUAUGUGUGCAUAACCACAACAACAAGUAACAGAAUUUUUCAAGAUCUAGAAUUUGCAUGAUUUUUUUGCAUUUUUUUCGUUGUUUUUUUUUUUUUUUUUU